ACGCUGGGUAGUUCCCACUGCCCUGACCGCUCGUUGUGUGUAUAGUGAAUGCAUCCGGACCCCGGCCUUGAUGAGCAAUCGGUACGCCCUUUACAGCAGGCAUUGUCAACCGGGGUUUCGAGAGGCACGGGGGACACUGAUGAGCAUCUAUAAGAAAGAGUACUCUCUCGACGAUCCUUCAGCUGUCAACUCUCGAAACAAAUGAGCAUCAGAUUCCACACUCCACGCCCACUGUCGCUACUCCACCCGUUUCAGCAUGGCAACUCCCGGCCCCGAGCCCGUGACCAAGAUUAAGCACAUCAGCUCACACGGCAGCAACCAUGAUGGCUGCAUCGCAGACCAAGAGAAGGCCGAGACCACCCAAGAUGUCACCGACGAGGAGUCCGGGAACCCGUCCCCUCCCCCGGCCCAGCUUCAGCGUUGGAAUGGGACCACCGGCAACGUCCUUCGCUUCUUCUCAACCCUCUAUUGUUUCAUCCUGAUGGGCAUGACAGACGGUGCUGUCGGCGCCCUGCUUCCCUAUAUCGAAUCCUACUACCACAUAUCUUACACCGUGGUCUCCCUCGUCUUCCUCUCCCCCUUCGUGGGGUACGUCCUGGCCGCGGCUCUCAACAAUUUGAUUCACCACCAUUUCGGCCAGCUCGGCGUCGCCAUCCUAGGCCCUGUCUCCCGGCUGGUGGGCAUCAUCCCGCUAGUCUUCCACCCUCCUUACCCAGCCCUUCCCAUCGUCCUCCUAUUCACCGGCUUCGGCAACGGCAUCGAGGACUCGGCCUGGAACGCCUGGAUCGGCAACAUGCACCGCGCCAACGAACUGCUGGGCUUCCUGCAUGGCGCUUACGGUCUGGGCGCCACCAUCGGCCCGCUCAUCGCUACCGCCAUGGUCACCCGCGGCGGGCUGGAGUGGUACACGUUUUACUACGUCAUGAUUGGCCUUGACGGGCUGGCCUUCUUCCUGCUCGUGCCGGCCUUCUGGCGCGCCACGGGCAAGGUGCAUCGCGAGAUGCACAUGGCUAGCACGGGGGGCAAGAGGACGACAACGCGGACGGUACUGCGCUCGCCCGUCGUGUGGCUGGUGGCCAUGUUCUUGCUGGGUUAUGUCGGCGCCGAGGUGUCGCUGGGCGGGUGGAUCGUGACUUUCAUGCUCAAGGUGCGGGACGCCGAGCCGUUCCUGGCGGGGCUGACGGCAACCUUCUUCUGGCUCGGCCUGACGGUCGGCCGGGUCGUGCUCGGGUUCGUGACGGGCCGCAUCGGCGAGAAGCUGGCCAUCACUGUGUACCUGCUGCUGUCGGUCGCGCUGCAGCUGCUGUACUGGCUGGUGCCCAACUUUGCCGCCUCGACCACCUUUGUCACCUUCCUCGGCUUUUUCCUGGGCCCGCUGUUCCCGGCCGCCAUCGUGGCUGCCACGAAGCUCCUGCCCAGCGACUACCAUGUGUCGGCCAUUGGGUUUGCCGCGGCGUUUGGCGGUGGCGGCGCCGCGCUGUUUCCCUUCGCGGUCGGGGCCAUUGCGCAGAGCAAGGGCGUCGAGGUGCUGCAGCCGAUUUGCUUGGCCAUCUUGGUGUUCAUCCUGUUGAUGUGGUGGAUGCUACCUGGCGGUUUGAGGAUGGGCGGGUUGGAGAAGGCGAGGGAUAAUGAUGAGAGGGUUGGUGAUGAUUUUAAAAAGGCAGUUGGGUGGCUGACGGGGAGGUCGCGGGCUAAGACCGGGUGAUCUAAUUAUGAUAGACGGAUGUACAUACUGGUGCUGCUCCAAGCUGUUUGUUCUUAGCUCGGCGAGACGGAGAACUGAGUCCAAUGGGAGCAUUGUUGAGGUACGCAAAUGUUUAUAGAAGCCGAGGUCAUGAAGGUGCCGGUAAUCUUGGAUUCUACCUUUGGUACAAACUGAAGUCAACAGCAAAUCAGUGACG
Parathielavia appendiculata is the source of this 1901-nucleotide messenger RNA. RefSeq names its product MFS general substrate transporter. Gene Ontology annotation, molecular function: transmembrane transporter activity. Bases 257 to 1705 code for a protein of 482 amino acids. Lineage: Eukaryota; Fungi; Ascomycota; Sordariomycetes; Sordariales; Chaetomiaceae. The transcript has 3 exons. Gene Ontology annotation, biological process: transmembrane transport. The record is from RefSeq and is a predicted model, not a curated record. Gene Ontology annotation, cellular component: membrane.